CUUGGCAAAUUAAAUAGUUUUUAGUUGUUCUUCGUUCUCAAUUACGAUCAUUCUUUUUAAUUCAAUCAAAUUUCUUGACGAACUCUGCAUCCCUGUUUCUUUUUUUUUCUUUGACAGAGGGGACACGAAUUUUUAAUCUUUGCUAUUAAUAAUCUUUACAUAAAAUAUUCCGAUUAAUUUAUAAUAUUAUUAAAUGUUUUUAUAAUAAUUUUUAAAACAGAAAAUAUUUUUUGGGAUAUAUAUUUUUUCAAAAUGGAUGAUAAUUUUCAUAAUAACCAAAUUAAGAACCAAGACCAACUACAAACACAAAAUCUAUACUCAAAACGAUCACAAUUACGAAAAACCUCAAACUCAUUUCAAACCCUUUCCCGACAGGAACAAUAUCCGCAUUUUAAUGACUAUACCAAACAAUUGAACGAUUCCUCUAACGCUAAUCAUAAUUCUAGCAGUCAAUCUGAAAGUGUUUCCACUAUUCUAGGUGAAAGCGAAGAUGAUUACAACUACUUUGAAAAUCAUCCGUUCGUAAUUAUUUCGCAGCACUCUAGUCAACAAUAUUCAAGUCCUAAGUUAUUAUCUGAAGGCGAAGAAGAGGUAUUUACGGAAUUCUCGGAUUCUGGAUCAGAAAGAAUUCAUUACAUAUUCAAUGAAGAAAAUAUGCCUUCACUAGAAAAUGAAGGAAUUUGUCUUACCCCUGAAAAUUGGAUAACUCGUAGAGAUGAAACUGUUACAAGAAUUGAUCAAUUUAUACAACGUGAUAGACUAAUACUAAUCAGAGCACCACCAUUCACCGGUAAAACUUCUUUAUGUAUCUUAUUGGAAGAGCAUUAUCGCAAAAAAAAAGUUCCUGUCCUGCGAGUAUGUUUUUUAGGUGUAGAAGAUAUGUCUUUUGAGCAAUUUUGGAUAAAUGAGACUGGGAAAAGCUGGAAAUAUUGGCUGAACCCUAAACAUGGUGAAAGGAUUAUCAUAUUAGAUGAAACUCAUCAUAUUUUUGAUGGUGACCAAUAUGAACCAUUUUGGUUAAGAAUAAAGUCCCUGUGUCGUCAAGCCUCACUUAGUAAAGAAACGAUUAAAAUUAUUGCUUUUUCUACGGGAGGUAGAUUGGCUACUUCGGUUCAAAGUCCCGUGGAUUUUCAACAGAAAUUUGGUUUUGGUUUAGUUCGUUGUACACAAUCUGAAUUAAUGGAAUUAGUUGAAGCGUUUAAUAAAUACAAUUUUAAAAAGAAAAUUCAUGUUAGUAAAAAAAUUGUACAACAUAUUAUGGAAUUUACUGCGGGUCAUUUAGGUUUGAUUCGCUGGAUAUUAAAUGGAAUCGAUAAUUAUUUUUCUUAUCGCGGAACAAACUAUAAAAUAACUACAGAUCCGGAAAUAAUGUCAUAUUUUAUAUCAUCUGAUUUCAUUGAGCAUGUUAAAGCUCAUCGUGGAGCUCCGCUUUACAAAUUUAAUACCGCAGAAGGAGAAGCUAUUGAUAAACUCCUCCUCAAAGAUGAGCUACGUAUUCAUUCGACUGGUCCGGAUGAGGCCGUAACUGCAUUACUUAAAGCUGGAGUCUUAUUCUAUAUCGACGAUAGAGGUCCGGAAUUUAUUAUAAGGGAAGGCUAUGUUGGAUUCGUUUCUCCUGUGGCUCGACUACUAUCGUUCUUUCACCGGUGUGCUUCUUUUAAACAACCGCUUCAAAAUGGUUUCACUCUACAUGAUCUUGUCCGUGAAGCUUUAUCAAGAGUUAAUUCUAAGGCUUUAACGCAUAACCUAGGAAGGUCAAAAGAUGGGAUGAGACUUCUUGAACGUGUAUGGCAAAUGGAAUUCUAUAGGGCAAUAUAUAGCUGUUUACCCGAUGAGAUGCAUAUAUCGCCCGAUGUAGGGAGAAUAUUUGCUACCGAUGGAGUAGUUGAUUUUUAUAUAUCGGAACCUCAAUGGGCAAUUGAACUUUUGAUUGAUGGAAUUGAUAUGAAAAGACAUCAUGAGCGUUUUCAAGAUGGUAAAUUUCAAUAUUUAGUAUAUUAUUUUAUUUAUAUUUGUCUAAAAAUCUCUCAUUUUGUUAGGAGGUCGAUAUUCUUCGAUUCCUAUAAAAGAUUAUAUAAUUCUUGAUAUUCGCGAAACACGAACAGUAUUAAAAGCAUAUUCCAAUACCUGGCAUAUUACUCCUAACAGUGAUUUCACUAGUUUUAAUAUUAUAGAAG
Molecule: messenger RNA, 2177 nt
Organism: Rhizophagus irregularis DAOM 181602=DAOM 197198
Lineage: Eukaryota; Fungi; Glomeromycota; Glomeromycetes; Glomerales; Glomeraceae
Source: RefSeq, a predicted model, not a curated record